GGCACCUUUACCGCAAAUUUUAUAUUACGGCGCAAUAUGAGGGCGAAAUACGAGAUUACCUGAGCUAAAAUGCGCUGGAAUAAUAUUAGUGAAAGAAACAUCACAUAAAAGAAAUGACGUACUUCAAAUGUUAAUGAUGUUAUUUUUCUCCCUACAAAGACUCUGGCAGUCCGUUGGCAGAAUGUUUUAGUCAAGGAUGCUUUUUGUCAUUACAGGAUAUUGAGUUAACCCCCUAGCGAGACAUACAGCCAGCAUUUCAUACCUCACCAGACAUGACGGCGCCAUAUUGAAUGACGUCAUGCAUGCUCAAGCCACAAGCGAAGGAAAGUCUACACAAUAUUAGCUGGUUUACCAAAGAUCUGGGAAUAUAACUGAGAAUUCCUCGGAUCAUUUUUGAUAAAGUAUCGGGGGAUUUUCUUUUUAAAGGUAGGCAACAUUUUAAACCAUCAUUACAAAAAGUUAAGUGAUUUCUAAAGGCGAAGUUUGUUUGUGAAGACGCGUGUUUAGAACGUAAACACACAUUUAGAAUGUCGAAACGCGAACAACGAAUGCUUGUGUUGCUUUAUAUCAUUAAAUUGUUAUAUCUUAUUCCAGAUUUCUUUCGUUUCUUUAUCAGAUUGGUUAGAUUAUUUGUAAUAAAACUUAACAUCAAUAUUAUUGACGACGUUUCAAAAUGGCUUCAUUGUUUGCGUUCGCCUCGCCAGCUGUAAAGCGUCUUUUGGGCUGGAAGCAAGGCGACGAAGAAGAGAAAUGGGCAGAGAAAGCGAUUGAAUCUCUUGUAAAAAAAUUGAAGAAGAACAAGGGGGCGCUGGAAGAGCUUGAAAAAGCCUUAUCUAACCCUAACGUACCUGCAAAGUGUGUGACAAUAGCUCGUAGUCUAGAUGGACGGCUUCAAGUUUCUCACAGAAAAGGUCUUCCACAUGUUAUAUAUUGUCGUGUAUGGCGCUGGCCUGAUCUACAAAGCCACCACGAGUUAAAACCUCUGGAUAUCUGUGAAUAUGCGUUUGGCAAAAAACAGAAAGAAGUGUGUGUGAACCCAUACCAUUAUAGAAGAGUUGAAAGCCCAGGUAUUUAUCUAGCGAAGGAAACAUGGCCGAAUUGAUACUUUUCAUUUUCUUUGUCUUAAAUAAACGACGAUUGCUGCUUGGCAAGUAUAAAUGCUUAUUGUUAUUUCAAGCAGUACAUACAGUUUAUACUUUGAACAUAAGUGAUUGCCACCUUUUGGAAAUUCCACGUUUUUAAUACGGCAAUGUUUGCAUUAGUUUAUUCAUGUAUAAAAGACAUUGAAAAGCUUAAAUGUUGAUAUUUUGUUUAGUGUUGCCUCCAGUUUUGGUGCCACGACACAGUGAAUGGCCUCCAAUGCAUCCAAGAUUGCCCCCACCAUAUCAUUCAGCCCCUCAAGAGAGUUCUAUGCCUGUGAAUGCUUCAUUUCCAGCAAACUUCAGACAAACACCGGGUGAUGAUACACCAAGUCCUUUCAGACAAGGAGACAACUACCGUCCUUAUGAAAUGCCAGGUAAUUUUGUUCGCAUUUUGGGAAUUAUAUAGAACAUCACUGAUUUCAGCCCUAGUUUAUAUUCCCACGUUUAAUACGUGUAUAAAUGUUGAAUGGUAAUAAGGUUAUUUGUUGUGGGAAGACAAUGCAAUGUUAUUUUGAAAUAUAAAGGAAUUCUCUGACUACUUGAACAAGUUUGUGAGAUAAGGAAUGUACGGAAAUACAUAUGGCAAGGUGAUUUUGCAGUUAAAUUCGUGGCGAGACAUUUGUCUGCAUCUUUGUAUAUUUUUACUAAAUUGCCUGCGGCACAAAUAUUUUAUUGUCACUUUAAACUAUUGUCCUUUUAAUUUAAAAGAGUUAGCAGUAUAAAGGCACUUUAUAAAGUAUGCGAUUAAAUUUAGUUGUAUAAGCCACAAGCUCACUGUUAUCAGUAUUUUUCAGAGUCAAAACUGAGCACUUUCCUCUUGUAAUUAGUAGCUGUCAUAGUUAAUGUUGGAAUGUUUUGACUUUCUGCAAAAUGUUUUGUGUUUCUUCGUGGGAAAGUGGAAAAAGGUUUAUAAUACAUCUGUUGAGUAAAAGUAUUCAAAAAUUUCAAGUUUGUCGCAUACCAGACACCUCCAGCAUAAUUUUACAGUGAGCUGUUGGUGUGUGGCAUGGGAUGUUAACUACGUGUUAGCCCAGCACUCAAUUACAGUGUACUACAUGAAUGAUAAUUAUAAUAUCUAUUUAAUUGUGAACAUGUUUAUUACCUGGAAAUAUCAUCCCUGUGUGUGUAUAACUGGAGAAGCCAGAAUGACUCUCAGCAGACGCCUUUGCCGCCUAAAUGCUCUUGAGUUUGCUGGUUACAGAAGCAUCUCAAAAGUAGGGGCAGGGGUUGAAAUAAGUGGGUGCCUGAUUGACACUUGUGGCAAAAUUUUUCAUCUGGCAGCAACUGCCAGCAAGAUAUGUUUGAAAGGCAGCCCACAUGGCAACUGAGAAAAAAUUAAAAUAAUUUUAAAGCCCUACUAAAUUAAAUAGUUACUGUUUUUUAUGAUAUCUAUAUACAAAGAGAAUACUUCAUAAUGCACUGAUAGAGGGAGAUCUGAUAUUAAUUUUGGGCUAUUUAUCCUCUGCAUUUUAUGAAAUAUUGGUGCGGGGGGCAAAAUUCUCAACAUGUAUGUCAAAGGGGUUUUGGGUACAGACGGCUCUAAUUAAUAAAGAGUCGCAUGUUGUGCUAUUUUACUGACAUUAACCCAUUAAGCUGCAGAGCUUCCCCAUUGACGAGUAAAUUGUCUGGCGUUAGACAAGUAAAAAAAAUAACCCAGUGCGCGCAUCCAGGUGAUCUGACAGUGAGCAAAAGGACUGGGACUAGCAACAGAAUUGAAAUCCAGUUUUGUACCUUUAAUCACUUGUCGCGCCCUGAUUCUUUUGUGAAACUGUUUGAAACUUUGUGUCUGUGUCUUGCACAGGGAAAUGAAUGUCUGGGACGAAUUUGAGAUAGAAAUCUAAUACCGUUGAUAAGAUACUGAGUAAUUUUAAACCAGAAAUGGAUUUCUAUUUUACAACUAGUGCUAGGCCUUUUCCGAGUUCCAAGAUCACCUGGAUUACGGCUUAAUACGUUAACUAGAGACAUUGUCAUAUUAGGGCCAUUUAUACGUGACAAAAUAAGUCGCGACUUACAUAAGACGCGACUUAAAUAAGUGGAGUUAUCGCAUAAAUGGUUCUCUACGGCUUUGGCCUUAUUUAUUUGCUAAUAGCUAUAAUGUUGUUUUGGUUGUUUUUGUUUUAAUAUGCAAGGCAUUAAAUUUUACAUUGUUUCAAGUUUCUGGCAUGUGUAGUUAGAUUUUUUGUCCAAAAUUUCUUAUUUAAGACGCGACUUAAAUAAGAACAGCUAAAAGACCUGUUCUUAUGUAAGACGCGUCUUAUCCAAGACGCGUCUUACAUAAGAAUUUUGUACCUUUUAUACGACAAACUCGCGUCUUACCUAAGUCGCGUCUUAUGUAAGUCGCGUCUUAUUUUGUUCCGUAUAAAUGGCCCUAUUUUUGGUUAACCCAUUAAGCUGCAGAGCUUCCCCAUUGAUGAGUAAAAUUGUCUGGCAUUAGACAAGUAAAGAAAUAAGCAGGGUACACUGGGGCGCAUUGCAGCUCAAUGGUUUAAUAGAUAAUCAUGUCCAUUAGUCUUGUUGUUUAAUGUACCGUUAUAACUAUCAAUUCUGAUUGUUUAUAAUUUUUUAUCAGUAAAGCUGGGGGGGGGGGGGGGUUGCACCCCAGAAAAUAUGUCUAUGUUAUACCUACAUUAUGUCCAAAAACAGGGGGCAUAGAUAAUAGCAAGAUUUUAGAUAACAUUUUCUAUUGUGGCAGUGUUUGUAUGUUAUGAUGUUAUUAGUUCAUGCAAAUGUACAUGACAAAUAUUUGUAUUGUUGAACCCUUGUUGUCAAUCUUAACAUGUCACAGACCUGCUACUUAAACAUGGUUGACGUCAGCAGUGGAGGAAUAAAAAACCAUGUCAUACUUGUUUAUUCAUAUGCACUUUGUAUUGGAAAAGCACCCUUUGAAUACAGUACCAUUAUUUCUGAAACAUUUCGAAAGCCUACUGGGUUUUAGCACUGUCAUCACCACAGAGAGAUUUGCUCACCCAGGUCAACAUUUCCUGUGAGUUUUUAUGAUGUCAUAGUUCUAAUAUAACACACACAGUAGUAUACUUUGGAACACCCCUGCCUGGCAAACAAAAAUUCAGCAGUGCCCAGUUCCCCCCCUCUGCCUCCAACAAAUGUAUUAUAAAUGGUAUUGUCAUAACUUUUGUUUGCUUAGAGAAUAAAUUAACUUCUGUAGCCAUCAUUCUCUUCCAUUUACAAUCAACAAUUCACCUUGUUUUGCUUCUCUUUUAAACUUUGAGCGAAAAAUGCCCACCAUUACUUUGCCUCAUUCCGACAAUUUUCUCACGACUCGUAUGUGAGUGUACUCUAACGUGAGUGGGAAAUAUCAAGAUUUAAGGACACAAUCACAUGGAGACGAUUGAGGUUUAUACAUCGUACUCCGUGCUCAAAAAUUCCUGUCAAUCUCUAUAUUAACAAGCAAUUAUACACAGGGAAAGAAACGUGCAUUACCCUGCCAUAGUGUAGCGAGUGGACUGGGGACGACACAGGGCCCUUACACACCCGGAUGUGUGAAACAGAUCCAGGUGUGUGAAACUGACCUUCCGAGAAAACCAAACUGAAAUCAUACCUCUUUUUCAUAAAGAAGGCUUUCUUAUCAAACAAUUCUUUGUAGCUAAUUCUGUAUUAUUUACCCUCUUAAACCCUCGAAAUAAUGUCAUAAAAGUAACAAGGUCUCUAAAAAAAUUUUGUAGAAUUAUCGCUGGUUACAAAUGUCACAGCAUUGAAUUUGCUGUGAAAGUAUAUAUAUUCUGAAGUCAUAUCUAUUGUUUCAAACCAUUUCGCCAUUUUCAGUUACUACAAACUGCCAAAUUGCAAUAGUAUUAGUCAUCAUGUCUGUGAUCUAUUUAGCACAGGAAAAGUUAUUAAUUGUCAGAGUCAUGCUUUGAUGCGCUGCAUCACGUCAGCUUACCUUGGGGACAAAAUCGAGCUGAAUAAUAUCCGCCAUUAUCCAGACUUUAUCCUCUGAAUUGUAAACCAACGUAGACGGAGAUGAGCUGCAAGUCAGUGCUGGAGCUGAAAAAAAAAGUUUGCACAGCGCUAUAAUACUGUAUAUCAAGAACUCUGAUGUUUCGAAGGUCAUUUUGUUCUUUUAUUCAAAGAUUCUUGUCCUUCUCUUCUUUAGAUCCUUGCUGUAUGUCAGACGAUGGUGGUUCACCUCGUCCACCAGAAACUCAGAUGGAUGUGGAAAUGGGAAAUAAUUCUUGUAUUCAACGACCAAUUGCUCCAGUGUCUCCUGUACCAUCUACAAUAAGUAAGAGUUUAACCUAUAUCCCUCAUUACCGUACUCAGAGCUUUCAAAAUAGAAUAUUUUGAAAAGAAUCCCCACCUGGUUAAAACCUCUCUGAUAUAUAACUAGAAAGUUGCGUUUAGUCUCUUAUGAAACCACUUUAAAAAGGUAGGCAGCCUAAUGACUUUAACUUUUUCUGCAGGUGAUAUGGCUGCCGUGAACUUCCAGGAACCUCGUAACUGGGCUACGAUUGCAUAUUAUGAGUUGAAUACAAGAGUUGGGGAGCCUUUUCAUUGUCACACAACAAGCGUUAUUGUUGAUGGUUUCACUGAUCCUAACACCAACCACUCUGAAAGAUUCUGUCUCGGUUUACUCUCCAAUGUCAACCGUAAUUCAACCAUUGAAAAUACGAGAAAGCACAUUGGUAAAGGCGUUCAUCUUUACUAUGUUGGUGGGGAAGUGUUUGCUGAAUGUCAGAGUGAAAGUGCAAUAUUCGUGCAAAGUCGCAACUGUAAUCACCAUCAUGGCUUCCAUCCAACUACGGUGUGUAAAAUCCCUUCCAACUGUUCAUUAAAAAUCUUCAACAAUCAAGAAUUUGCCCAACUCCUUUCACAGUCUGUCCACCAUGGAUUUGAAGCUGUUUAUGAACUCACUAAAAUGUGUACGAUUCGAAUGAGUUUUGUUAAAGGCUGGGGAGCAGAAUACCAUCGUCAAGAUGUCACCAGUACGCCAUGUUGGAUUGAGAUUCAUCUUCAUGGGCCUCUGCAGUGGUUGGAUAAAGUGCUCAGUGAAAUGGGAUCUCCUGGCAAUGUCAUCUCAUCGGUAUCAUGAAAUGUUGUGACUUGAAGAUACGAGAAAUGUUUUAGACCAUCAUGCUUCGUAAACUGGUCGUUAGUUAUUUUAUUGUAGCUAUAAACGAUAAAAGAAGACUUUGUAAUAUUUCUUAGGACGUGGUUCGGACAUACUGCUCCCGGACCUCCCUAUAGACACCUUAUUCAUCAGUGACUGCUUGUCAGGAAUUUUUAAAACGUCCAUUUUAGCCACUCUCGCCUCGUUUUAAUAACACCGUCUGCAUAAACAAAUUUGACCAACCUUGUUUCCAUCGUUGCUACCCAAUUCACAACUUUGGAUAACUCACAUGCCUAGUUACUAUUGCUCUCGUUUACAGAAGCAUGGAAUAAAAGGUAACUAAGUAUUAGAGUUAUGUCUAAGAGUUUUCUCCCAUGUAGAUAAUUCUAAAACUUAGUUACCUUUGUUUUAUUCUAUGUACUAGAACAAUGAUAAUUAGGCGUGCGAGUUGUCUAAAGUUGUAAAUUGGGUAUAAACUAAUGUUAGCCGCCAAAUUUGUGCAUUGAUGUGGUCGAAAUCUUGGUUUUCAUUUGAUCGUAACUGUCGUUACUGAAUGGAAACCAAGCUUAAUCACUGGAAAACACCAUUGACUACCACACAUUUCGUGAAAUAGUGAUGAGAAUUUAGGAUUCUAAACUAAAGUUUUGCACCAUUUUUUUUCUCAAACGUCAUGCAAAAAAUCCGGAAUCAAGCUUCCAUAGUUGUAAAAACAUUAAAAGUCGUAUAUAGAUUAUUAGCCCAAACUGUAUGGACCAUAAUGACGUCAAACUCUGAUAAACGAUGUACAUGGGACAGUUUUUGGCAUGCACAUGACGUUACAGGAAAUUGGGUAGACUCGGCAACGAUUUGCAUCGCAGGAAAUUGUUGAAAAUUGUUCACGUCGCAUUUACAGGAAGAAAUGGAAGCCAAGUGUUUCCCGCGUUUGACGUCAUUAUGAUAAAAGUCCAUUGUCCGCUACUGGUAAUGGUAUAUGAUAAUUGUAUUACUUCCAUGCAAAGAUUUGCUUGGAUUUUUAAAAAUUAUUCUGUUGGCGCAGAUUUGGUAUUUGGACGUAUAUGGUAGCUGCCCUUUCUUCACAAUAGCUGCAUUUCCACUUGCAAAGAAAAUUUUGCUGUCGAAAUUGUUCGCUCAAUUUCUCUUGAAUUUUGAACAGUCAAGUAGAACUGAUUUAUUCAGAUGGUCAUAAUUCGAAAGAAAUCAAGCGAAAUAUUUUGACGACGAAAUAUUUCUCUGUGGAAAUCCAGCGUAUUGCUUGGUGAGGUGUGAGUUGUAUAUAUAGAAACAUUUACGAUAUCUACUAUACUAUUCUUAAAGUUUAUCUUUUUAGAUUAAAGUACCAUGUGUUUUAGUUCGCUUAGCUUUAGUAUUAAAAUACAUACUGUGUCUCGUACUGUGUGGUAUAACUUUGCCUUUUUAAAAAUAUAUGUAUGACUUAUGUAGUUAGGGAAACAGUCUUUGGUAACUGUACUAUAUGUUGUAUAAUAAGAGUGUAGUAUAUAGAAAUGUGCUGUGUU
This is a messenger RNA of Paramuricea clavata, 7721 nucleotides long. Lineage: Eukaryota; Metazoa; Cnidaria; Anthozoa; Malacalcyonacea; Plexauridae. The record is from the annotation of a GenBank genome assembly.